CUGGGUCAUCGACAAAUGGAAGUGAGCUUCAUAUCACUGAUACGUAGUUAAUCGAAUGUUGCAAUAAAGUGGAAGUUAUGAUGAAAGAAGUAAACAAUACAGACGCACCAGAAAGAGCUCGUGGUGACAAUAACAAUAAAACAAUAGCAGAAGGCUUUUCUGCAACGCCUUUUAACAGUCCUACAACACCUCCUGAGAGUAAAUUAAGAAAUUUGGAGCGGUCCCCUUUAUUUAUAUUACGGGAGAAACCGAAACGUUACUAUAGCCGUAAAUUUGAAGAAAAGGCGAAAUCAAAUUUGGUGGAUAAAAUCAAAGCCGCUGUUGAUGACAAUAUACACAUCGUAAAUUUGAAUUCCAAAAAGUCAUAUAAAUCCAUCUCAGAAAGAUAAGCUUCAGAUCGUUGUUACGACGAUAUAGAGAAAGACGACACGUACAACGUAAAUGAAACUUUAGUGCCAUCUAAUCAGCGUAAAACUGAGAUAAGUAAAAAUUAUCAUUGGGAUGGCCCC
Molecule: messenger RNA, 509 nt
Organism: Glossina fuscipes
Lineage: Eukaryota; Metazoa; Arthropoda; Insecta; Diptera; Glossinidae
Exons: 3
Coding region: 78-389 (103 amino acids)
Source: RefSeq, a predicted model, not a curated record